CCGUCCAUUUUCAUCAAUCAAUUCUCAAAAUGACUUGCAAUCUCUCCGAGAUCGUCUGGUCCAUCAAGAACAAGGAGACUGACUCAACUGCUGAGUUUCUUGACAGGCUGGAGAAAGAGGCCGGGGACAUAAAUCCUGCAUACAAUGGUCGCAACUUAAUCCACUAUGCAGCAGACUAUGGGAAUCUUCACACUUUGGAGCUGCUUGUGAAAAAAGGCUGCGAUGUAAAUAUUAUGGACAAACAUGAGAUCACGCCUUUACUAGCAGCAAUUUGGGAAGGGCAUGCCAAAUGCGUCAAGUUCCUCAUUGACAAUGGAGCCAAUUUGAGUUGGAAAACAUCAGAUGGCAAAACAUACUUGGAAAGCACCGAUGAUGAAGAAAUCAAGAAAUUGGUGAUAGAUGGACUCAAGAAGCAAAACUUACCAGUUGCCUAAACUUCCCAAUUUGCCAUGGACGGAGCAGAGAUUCAUCAUGCAGCUCUCAACUCAACACUGAUAUGUACUUCGUACUUAGAUUUAAGACAGUCCUCAGACAAACAGUGUGAAAGGUUUUCCAUUGUGUACCUAGCUAUUAAAUGAGGUUCUCCCAAACGGAUCUUCAUUGAUAGAAGAAUGUCAACAUUAUUGUGAAUAGACUGAUAUAAUGGCUACAGCAUUCAUCAUAUAUUGCAGUUUGAUGUUUCCAUUGUAAAUGGACACAUAAGUAGUCUUUUUGAGCGCGUUUCAUUCAAGAUGGAAGAAUGCAUGUAACUGUCUCUUGCAUUUUAAGUUUCUAAUGUUUAAUGAGUUAUUGAUUGAUUUAUGAUUCAUUAAUUGUUGUUUCCUAGGCGAAGGAACGUAUCUCAACUCUACCAUUGCAAAAUUCACUAAAUUAAUUUAUCUCUUACUUCAAUGACGGUGUAAUGGCUGCCCAAAAUAGCAUUGAUUUUUCACUUAAUCCCUAAAAAAAUCUGUGGAAACAUGUCGAAUAGUUUCCAAGUUAAAAUAAAAAUUUCGAGCCAAAAUUUGGCAAUGGUGAUGCAGGGCUGCGUGCUAUUGUCAGGAAAACAACGUAAUGACAAAAUCGUAAUGGACUAACACAAUAAACUCUACAGAGAAUUUGGACAUGAGGUCAUGUUCCAUUGUUUCAGUUGGAACCAUCAAAAAUUGAUACAAGUAGUGUGAGGAUGAUGUAGCCAUCUAAUCUGUCUGCAUAGGUAAAAUUACCUAUUCAUUUGAGACUUUGAUUGUACCAAAUUUUUAAGAACAAUGCUGCUACAUAAUAUGAAGUCAUAUUUAUAGAUUUGGCAAUAAAUGAAAGAGGGGGAAUAAUUACUAUUAGCCAGUUCCUUGUAUUUUAAUACUACGACAGCUUUUUAUGCUGAAAGUCCUUCUUAAAAAGUAUUACUUGAUCAGCAGUCUCAUCUUUGAACUCAUUUUGAAUUUAUUCAACAAAUUUUGUUUUGCAAAAAACACCACUGUUUUUAACUUGCUGUCUGAGGACUUAAAACUUUUUUUUAAAAUAGAGAGUAACUGCACCAUAUCAAUCAUGAAUUGGAAGAAAACUUGUCUUGAUUGCUCUGUUUUAAGAUUUUUUAUCUUUUCCCCUUUUAUUUCUCUUUUAAAUACAGCAAUGAUCCAAUUAUCCAACGCUCUAUGGCAAGAGCCGCAUCAUGGCUGGUUGAAUGCGAUAAAUGAGUAUAUCCAUUGCAACGCGUAAGAAUCUCCAAUUAUACUUUUUUUUUCCAAUUCAAGGAAAAUUAAUGAAACAUUUUUCUUGUAAUUUUCUGUGUUUUUUUUCGGUUUUUGAGAAAAUUCACGGAGAUUCAAUACAAACUGUUGUUUAGUUUUCCUUUGAAAAAAAUUAAACAUGAAAGGAGAUUUACACUGUUGCCAUCUGAGGUACGCAUUUUCUGACUACAGCCAAUGACUUGUGAAACUAUGAGCAGCUGCAAUCAUAGGCUUGUGUUUUUCUAAUUUCAUCAUAACCAAUUAUUUUAUCUUUCUGAUUCUUUUUCAGGAAGAAGAAAUUAUUCUUAGUCUUGCUUCCAAUUUGCAAAAGAAAGAAAGAAAUAAGAUGGGUCUUGACUAUUUUAUAAGUCCUAGGCUCUAGAGCUGAUGUCAUUUUAUUUGGACCGGCUUGGUUUAGUGGCUAUGUCAUAGUUUUAUAUUGCAAUUUCUAUGGUUUAAAUAUAAUUAGACGCAUAACCUUGUGGUGGUAAAAUGCGUCCAGGUGUUUCUUGCAAUCGAAACUUCUCAAGUUCAAUGAGUCAUCAAUUGACCUCUGACUUGUCAAUGAUAAUAUUGUAAUUUAUUAACACAAUUAACUCGCUUAUAGUUUGGACAUGAGAUUAUGUUGAUUUGCUUUGGUUUGAACCAUUGCAGAUCAACAAUGCAAAAAAUUACUGCAAGAGUGAUGUAGCCACUGAAUCAGUCCAGUAACAGAAAGGAGCGCACUCAAAUGUUUAUGAAAUGUGAGUUUUGGGUACUUUUAAGUGGAUUUAAGACUGAAAAUAAAUUUGCUUGAUUUUAUAAGGACAAUAGUCAAUCGAUGACUUAAAUCAUCAUCUUUUUUUUUUUUUUUUUUUUUUUUUUUUUUUUUUUUUUUUUUUUUGAUGUUUUAGAUACAUGUUUGUUGAAUCCAAUCUGUCAUAUUAAGUCCUUUUAAGGAGCUCCUGAAGCCACCUUGAAUUUAAUCAUCUCUUAACUGGAACCAUUGAAUGUGAUAAAUUCUUAACAAACUUCUCAACCUGUGUGUCGCUCCUUUUCCAAAAUGAUUUGCAUGUUCCAUCCAAAAUGUUUGACAUUUCAUUCCAAAUUUUUUUCGUUCCGGUUUUAUCCUUCUCUCUUUUUUUAAAUUAUGAGGUAUGAGUCGUUCAAGCUUUGGGUGUGAACUGAAAAAUUUGUCUCUCCUUCUGUUUUUAAUUUUGAAUGGCAUGAGCCUGUGAGCUUUAAACGUUUUCCAUUUCAUUGAUUUUCAGUUAAUUUUGCUGAAUUUUCUUGUCAAAUAUUUUGAGCAUUUAAUACCGGCUGAAGACCCUAAAAUUUUUGGUGACGUUAUACACAACAUCCAUGGCUAUGCUCACAUGAUCACCACCUUGUGUUUGUGCACUGGUGACUCUACCUGCGCUUGUUCUUUGUCAAAUUUUGGCUUCUUUUCUUACCUAAGUUUGAAGAGUGUUGAGAAAAACUAGACACAAUCCAAUCUCUAUGUCUUUCUACUAUUUUUUUUUUUUUUUUUUUUUUUUUUUUUAAACAAAAAAACUAGUCAUACCUUUUUGAACUUCAUCCCCGUAAUGAUACUUUUAUUCUUUUUUCCCCCUCCUUGAAUCAAUUUCUAGAAUUUUAGCAUAGAUCGUAACUUUUAGCAAACCAUACUUUAAUUUUUUAGUUUUACAGGAACUUGUAAAAAUUCCCAGCCUGAUAUAUUCAAGAUUUUUUACAUUUUAAAAUUUGUAUGAACGUUUUUACCGUCGUGGUAGAUCUAUAUCAAGUUGUAGUGCACCAAUAAGAACAUGCCUUCAUUUUAUUCGGGUAUUUCUAUCUGCCUUAAAAUUUUCUUCACUCAAGUAGCAAUAUUUAUGUGUGUAGUCUGUCAUAGUUGGUAUUAAGUUCAGAAGACACCAAUUACAUCAUUUGUACCAAAUUUUCCUACAACCCAGUGAAGAAGUAAAACAAUAUAGAUACCCCUGUCCUUUCCAUCCAAAAAUAGCAUUUAAUAUUAGUCUGGGAUUUUUUAGUCUGAUUCAGUUUGAUCUACCUGAAUUUCUGUGCCUUGGUUCUCCCGAAAUUUUUUCUGUCAAUUCAACAUUUUAUCGCUACAAAGUGAAACAGUUCUCUUCAUUUCGUUCCUCAUUUAGUUCAAGUCAGCUGAGGAAAACCAGCUAUUUUUAUUCAUCUCAGUAAUAACACAUACUUCAUUGAUUUCCUUAUUGAAACAUCAGUGUUUUUAUGAAAAUCGUCACCUUCUAGCCAAGGUAUUACAAGUAUCAUUUGUGCUUAGGCACCAUGUUAGCACUAAUGUAGCUUUUAAGCAUGAAUGGCUCUUUGUGAUACUUUGGCCCAAAAGUGAGUACUUGAUCUUGCAUUUGGUCCUUUUUAAGGAAACUAAAUGCUGUCGUGUGUACCAUGUUUGAAUUAGAUGAUUUUCAUUGACCUUAAAAACGUGGAAGAGUCCUAAGGUUUUGAAAAUUUAGAAAUGUCCUGGAGAACCUAGGGAAAAAUACUACAAAAAUCAUACAUGAAUCCUGAAUUUAUAAUAUGCAACCAAAAGGAAGUUAUAUGAAGAUAUUGUAAAGUGCUUUUCUCAAAAUUUCGACUCAUAGGUAUCCGUAUAAAAUAGUCAGGGAGAUAGUCACGAGCACCAUGGAUUUUCUGACUUGAUGUGUACCUUGCAAGAAAAUUUUCCCUGAAGAUCGUGAGACUCUCACAGCUACAAGGAAUAACGAGAGGUUAAGAUAGCAUGAAGUACACUUCCUGAGUAAUCACAAAAUUAAAAAUAGGUAGUGCUUUAAUUUUUUUAAUGAAAAGAACUCAUUAGAAUUUUUCGCUAAUAUUUUGUGGUCCCCCACAAGAAAGAACGUAUCUCGUUUACGCUGUUUCAGUAUUUCUACGAUCAUUAUUUUUAUGGAAAACCAGUUCAAAAAUGUGCCCUACAAUUUUAGAGUUUUUUCCUUAUUUAGUAAAGCAUUGAAAAUUUCAAGCAAAUCGAUGAGGCGGCUCCUCUACAAAAAAUAAAACACAUCAAUAAGAAAUAUAGAAACAGCACAAUUGAGAUAUGCUUCCUCGUACGGGAGAUGACAAUUUAUUUAAGAGCAGGAUCAGAUUUUUAAUGGAGUCAGUUUUAUUCCCUCCCCUAAAAAAUAUACUUUGCUACAAUCACAGGUGUCAGUAAUGAGUCAUUUUCUCGAGGUGUUAAUUCAAGGAUGGUUGAGAAGUUAACUUCAUCUUUGCUGUAUUCUUCAGCUUUUUUUCUGCAUUUUAUUCACUUUUCUUCUAAUCCUUCUGUCAAGCCUUUUUUCUCAUAUAAGUAUUUUGUAAAAGGAUAAAAGUAAUCACUAAUUAUUAUUUUAUGUAACGUAUUAAUCAAAGCUUAAAAAAGCAUGUGAUGAUUUUGAUUUCUUGUCCUAGAUUGUAAUGUGUAUAGUCAGCUGCAUAUAUUUUGCAUUUAACAUUAAGUAAACGUUUGUAUUUUCCUAGUUUUAUCAGUUGAUGUGUUUUUUGUAUAAAUGGAAAAUAUUUAUUCAAUAUUUUAUAAUAAUAAUUUUUCACUUAUUUCAAAA
Bemisia tabaci is the source of this 5260-nucleotide messenger RNA. RefSeq names its product myotrophin. Gene Ontology annotation, biological process: protein K6-linked ubiquitination. The record is from RefSeq and is a predicted model, not a curated record. Gene Ontology annotation, cellular component: BRCA1-A complex; BRCA1-BARD1 complex. Gene Ontology annotation, molecular function: ubiquitin-protein transferase activity; protein binding. Lineage: Eukaryota; Metazoa; Arthropoda; Insecta; Hemiptera; Aleyrodidae.